AUGAUAGAAGCCCUCUGCCACCUCACCUCAACACCACCGAGAAAGGAAGCAGGAGGCACACUUUUUGCCAGCCGGCUUCCCAAUCGUAGCAAGGACUGGGGGAUGAAUCUGUUGGUGACGGCUGGCAUUUGCACCUUGUCUGCUGGGACCCAGCCUCGCCAUGGUUUACUGGGUCUCCGGGCCUGCUGCACUGUGUGGCUGUACGGAGAGAGGAAGGCCUCCAGCACGACGGAUGGUGGGAGGUCCGGUCGAAUCGUCAAUACCCAGAAAGCCACAAGCGAGGAAGAGAGUCCUGUAGCAAGGCUGGUCUGGUCUGAUCUGGUCGACUGCCGUUCAUGA
Messenger RNA from Pyricularia oryzae 70-15, 339 nucleotides. RefSeq lists its product as uncharacterized. Lineage: Eukaryota; Fungi; Ascomycota; Sordariomycetes; Magnaporthales; Pyriculariaceae. The transcript has 2 exons. The record is from RefSeq and is a predicted model, not a curated record. The coding region runs from base 1 to 339 and encodes 112 amino acids.